AUGAAAUUCCUCUCUAUCAAAAAUAUAUUUGAAUUUAAAGACAAUCAUAUAGAUGGAGUCAGAAACAACCUAUUGAAAAAUAUAAGUAAUCAGAAUUUAGAUUAAAGAUUAACUUUAGGGUUUGGGAUUACCGGAUGUUUGUAUUGUAACUAAAUAGUAGCCAACUCAUGUGAUGAAAUCGACUUUAGAGACCUAAUCCUCGUUUCAUUUUAUUUAAGGGUUGUGCCCUCAAUCGUAGGCUGAUGUUUUUGCAUACCUUCAAACGAUUUUACAAAAUUAAGAAAAAUCAGAGCAUUAAGGCUUGUUCUCUAAAACAUAGACUAUUUAAAAAGUAAAAAAGCUCUUCUAGAUAGUUAACUUAUAUUUGUUACGACAUUUUUUCCAAGACUUUCUUGGUGUGCGAGAUUUAAGUGUUUCUGGAAGGGCAACACAAAUCAAAAACAUUCGGAGUACAAGAGAAUCAGCAAUACAUCUUACCGACUAGGUAGCAUUGGCAAGGAGUUUAUAUAAGUAGUAUAUUAAGAGCAAUUGAUGAAGAAUUUAAGCUAGCAAGCGUUGGUAGAUUCUUUAAUAAUAUAAACUUAAAAAACAAUAAAAAGCUGUCUGAAGUUAUACAGUUGCUUUUAGAAUUAAUAACAACUAAUGUAAACCUUUUUUAAGACCUUGACAAAAUUAGUUCAAUAAAAGACUUCCCUGAACUUAAGGAUGUCUUGUAUUAUUUGUGUUGGCCUUUGGAAAUCCUGGUUUCGUAUUUAGAAAAAUCCAAUUAACUAUAAAUAUUAAUAAUAGAAUUAGAAAACAUAGAAGAUAGUAUUGUAUUUUAUUUGAUUAAAAGCAUUUUGUUCUAUAAAAUGAAGUAACUAUGAUAUUUAAUUUAGAAAUUACGAAAAAUCCCUAUCAUGCUUGGUGCAUAUAUCUUAUAUGUGUUCGCAAUUUAAUCUGGUUAAAUACAUAUUUGGAAAGGUCCUCAUUAAAUUGGGUAGGCAUAAAUAAGCCUUCUUGAUGCUAAAAGAUACCUUAGUAAGCUCCUAUGAGAAUUAAAUAGUUUGGAUUACGUUGGUAUAUAUAUCAUCAUAUAGUAGGCUUCAAUAUUUAGAAAGAAAAAUAAUUAUCAGAUAUGUCUCAGCCUUUUAAAUAAAGCUGCAGAAUUCUAAGUAAAAAGAACAAGAAAAAGUAUUUGGAGAGAAAUUCACAUGUAGAAUUAUCGAGUGUUGACUCAAGACUCCUCAAUUGUUAAUCUUACUGAUUUAGAUAAAGUUUAUUCUGUAAUCAACCCUAUUCAAGUAAAUAAAAUUGAAAGUUUCUCAUAAUUGAGUAAUCAUCCCGUACUUGAAUAACUUCUAUUGAGACAGAGAGCUUUAGAUAAAAAAGAAUUAAAAGUAUUAAAUUAUUAUAUCAAUAGAGUUGGCAUCUUUAAGCUCAAAAAUUGAUAAGCAAUCAAGCCCAAAAAAUUGAGAAAUAAACAAUUGAUUUCAUUUCAUCAAAUCAACUGCUUGAAAACAAAUAAGCACUAUCGUUAUUCUAAAAAGAAAUAAUUAGGCUUUCAAAUUAAGUGGGCCUAAAACAAUUACUAAAAUACUUAUAACUAUAUUUCUAUAGUCCACCUCAUAGUUCCUAUUCUAUUUUUGAUACUAAAAUAGAUAAUAAUUGCUUCCAAAUUAAACUAAAAAAAAAGAAUUAAAAUAAUUUGCAAAAUGUAAUAUUAUACUAAUCUCAUAAUAGAGUGAUCAAGUUAACUGCACUACAAUUUCUUUAGGAAAUAUUGAUUCAGAUGAGGAAACAGAACCUGUGUUUCUAAAGUCAAACCUAAACAAAACUUUUGACUUUACGAAUACUUGUUCUCAAUCCACCUUGUAAUCCCCGAAUUCUAAAAAGAAACAAUCAAAUCUUAAGAUUACAAAACAGUUCUUGCAAAAAUAAGUUAGCAAAACAUAUUAGGUAAUUCAAGAGAAUGCUUUUGAAAGUGUUGAAUCUGAAAGAGAUUGUGUAAAUCAAAACAAAGAGUUUGGUAUUCGAUAUCUUUAAAAAAAGAUAACAAUGGAAACAUUAAGUGAACAAAGUUUCACAAAGGAUCUUAAAGUUAAAAUAUUUGGGUUGAUUGAUCAUCUUGGUUAAAAUAUUCCUUAGGAUAAGCAAAAUUAGAUCGGUGAUUAAAUAAAAAGGAGAAAGGAUACUUUACAUCCUGCGCUUUUAGAAUUUAUCGAUUAAAUUUCGGUGACUUAAAACAUUCUCGAUGAUUUAUUUUACAAUAGCAACCAAAAAACAAAGACUUUCUAAACAUCUAUAUAAUCAUCUUUCAAUUCUUCCGAAAAGCAAACUCCAAAAUCAAAAAUACCACAGAUAUUUAAAUCUUAAUUAAAGGAAUCUGUGAUAAAAAAAAAUUACCUGAAAAAAAAAAUAGAUAUUAAGGAUAUUUAUAAUUUGUAUGGAUUAUCGUUUUAAGAUAAUGAUGAGAAAUCAACCUAUUUUUAAUUUACUAAAUAAGAAUCAAUAUUUCUUUAUAAGUGUAGCAAAAUAGCUCUGAGACUCAAAUAAAAUGAAUUAGCAUAAAAACUUCUUGAAAAAAUAAACGGACGAGUUAUUUCUGUUUAAAUUUCGUAUUCAUUAUUACAAAUUUACAAGGAUAAUCAUUCUUAAUUAAUUUAAUUGUAAGUAUUUUAUAUAUAUUUUAAAGAAUCUAAAAAAUAAUGGUUGAUUUCAUAGAGUGUGGGAUCUCAAAAAUAGAAUCAAUGCCUUUAUGGAUUGAAAUUCAUUUGAUUCGAUUAAUCAAAUUAAAAGGAUCUAAUUAUGUUUUGGGAUUAUUAGGUUAACUAGAAAAUGAAGAUGCCUUUUAAUUGAUGAAAAAGAUUGUUCUAUAAUCUGAAAACCUUCUUUGA
This is a messenger RNA of Paramecium octaurelia, 2876 nucleotides long. Lineage: Eukaryota; Ciliophora; Oligohymenophorea; Peniculida; Parameciidae. The record is from the annotation of a GenBank genome assembly.